Molecule: messenger RNA, 945 nt
Organism: Homo sapiens (human)
Lineage: Eukaryota; Metazoa; Chordata; Mammalia; Primates; Hominidae
Gene: OR5D14
Product: olfactory receptor family 5 subfamily D member 14
Exons: 1
Coding region: 1-945 (314 amino acids)
Biological process (GO): detection of chemical stimulus involved in sensory perception of smell; G protein-coupled receptor signaling pathway
Cellular component (GO): plasma membrane; membrane
Molecular function (GO): olfactory receptor activity; G protein-coupled receptor activity
Source: RefSeq, marked provisional
AUGAUGAUGGUUUUAAGGAAUCUGAGCAUGGAGCCCACCUUUGCCCUUUUAGGUUUCACAGAUUACCCAAAGCUUCAGAUUCCUCUCUUCCUUGUGUUUCUGCUCAUGUAUGUUAUCACAGUGGUAGGAAACCUUGGGAUGAUCAUAAUAAUCAAGAUUAACCCCAAAUUUCACACUCCUAUGUACUUUUUCCUUAGUCACCUCUCUUUUGUUGAUUUUUGUUACUCUUCCAUUGUCACUCCCAAGCUGCUUGAGAACUUGGUAAUGGCAGAUAAAAGCAUCUUCUACUUUAGCUGCAUGAUGCAGUACUUCCUGUCCUGCACUGCUGUGGUGACAGAGUCUUUCUUGCUGGCAGUGAUGGCCUAUGACCGCUUUGUGGCCAUCUGCAAUCCUCUGCUUUAUACAGUGGCCAUGUCACAGAGGCUCUGUGCCCUGCUGGUGGCUGGGUCAUAUCUCUGGGGCAUGUUUGGCCCCUUGGUACUCCUUUGUUAUGCUCUCCGGUUAAACUUCUCUGGACCUAAUGUAAUCAACCACUUCUUUUGUGAGUAUACUGCUCUCAUCUCUGUGUCUGGCUCUGAUAUACUCAUCCCCCACCUGCUGCUUUUCAGCUUCGCCACCUUCAAUGAGAUGUGUACACUACUGAUCAUCCUCACUUCCUAUGUUUUCAUUUUUGUGACUGUACUAAAAAUCCGUUCUGUUAGUGGGCGCCACAAAGCCUUCUCCACCUGGGCCUCCCACCUGACUUCUAUCACCAUCUUCCAUGGGACCAUCCUUUUCCUUUACUGUGUACCCAACUCCAAAAACUCUCGGCAAACAGUCAAAGUGGCCUCUGUAUUUUACACAGUUGUCAACCCCAUGCUGAACCCUCUGAUCUACAGCCUAAGGAAUAAAGACGUGAAGGAUGCUUUCUGGAAGUUAAUACAUACACAAGUUCCAUUUCACUGA